AUGGAUGGCGAAAAAGGUUUUCUUUACGCUUUUGGUAUGUGCAAAAAAAGUCUCACGCUAAUAGGAUUAUGGCCAAAAUCAAAAAGUUCAAACUACGCCGAAGCGGUCGUAGUGCUUCGUUUUACUCUCACAACUCUGCUCAUAGUUUCAUUUGUCAACAUUGUACAAACUAUCAAGCUUUUGGCAGUUUGGGGCGACUUGGACGCUAUGACGGACAUCAUUUCGACGGCAAACUUACCCAUCGCAGUGGCUGUCUUUAAAAUGAUGGUAUUCUACAAGCAUAGAAAAGCUUUCGAACCUCUUUUAUCGUUCGUCGAGGCUGACUGGAAAAGCUACAAGACCGACUCGGAUAUGACGAACAUGUGGUCCAAUGCCCAGACGACCCGCAGAAUUUCCAUGAUCUGUGUGAUCCUGGGCGCGGGUACGGUAAACGGUCACUUGUUUAUAAGGCUCGGUCAAGAGGCAAAGAUUCUCCCGGGUAAAGAUGGCGCAACCCGUUUAUCCUUCGUCGACUCGUACUUCCCUUACGACUACUCUCCGACUCCUAUCUACGAGAUCACUUGGGCCAUACAGUACAUUGGAGCUGCUUUGGCCACCUGCGCCUAUUCCGGUAUUUAUUGUCUUUUUGUGGCUCUGAUGCUGCAUCUCUGUGGGCAGUUUUCCAAUCUGAGAAAGAAACUGAGGAGAGUCGUUACCAACGAAGAUGACAAGAGAAAGUUCGUGGAGAAGCUUGCGGAGAUCGUCAAGAGACAUGAGAAUCUGAAUAACUUUGCGCGAGUUAUUGAAAAGAUUUUUAAUCUUAUGUUCCUUGCUGAAAUUUUGGGUUGCACGAUUCAAUUUUGCAUGCAAGGAUUUUUUCUCUUAACUCUAAGUUCGAAAGAAGGAAUGGGUUUACCAAUACUGCAUAUUCUUUUCAUGGUUAUUUAUGUUUUACAUAUCGGAACCCACCUGUUUAUCUGCUGUUACGUAUCCGAAAAACUUCAAGAUGAGAGUGUUUCAAUAGUUCGAGCUGCAUACAACUGUGAAUGGUAUAAUCUAUCCGCUAAAGAUGCCAUGUUGCUUGUAAUGAUAAUGAAUCGAGCAAAGAAACCGCUCCGAAUAACAGCCGGAAAAUUUUGCGCGUUCUCUCUGAGUCUUUAUGCACAAAUUUUUAAAACUUCUGGAGGAUACCUAUCAAUGUUAUUAGCUGUGAGGGAUAGAAUAACAUAA
Molecule: messenger RNA, 1209 nt
Organism: Nasonia vitripennis (jewel wasp)
Lineage: Eukaryota; Metazoa; Arthropoda; Insecta; Hymenoptera; Pteromalidae
Gene: Or28
Product: odorant receptor 28
Exons: 7
Coding region: 1-1209 (402 amino acids)
Biological process (GO): sensory perception of smell; detection of chemical stimulus involved in sensory perception of smell
Cellular component (GO): plasma membrane
Molecular function (GO): olfactory receptor activity; odorant binding
Source: RefSeq, marked inferred